Coccinella septempunctata (seven-spotted ladybird) is the source of this 1746-nucleotide messenger RNA. RefSeq lists its product as uncharacterized. The transcript has 2 exons. The record is from RefSeq and is a predicted model, not a curated record. Bases 1 to 1746 code for a protein of 581 amino acids. Lineage: Eukaryota; Metazoa; Arthropoda; Insecta; Coleoptera; Coccinellidae.
AUGCGAGUUCUUAUUGAUCCAGACUCCCAGGUAUCAUUUAUAACUGAAGGAGCCGCAAAUACCUUAGGAAUGCUCAAGCGAAGGCAUCAUGCGAACAUAACAGGGUUAGGAUCUUGCGACGCAGGGACUUCAAAAUGGAAAAUCCACACCGUGAUGAAACCAAGAUUUUCAAGCGACUUCAAAAUACAAGCCGAGCUAUACAUCCUACCAAAAUUGACCAGCUCCAUGCCUCAACAACCGAUAACUGCUGACGAAAAUUGGAACAACGUAAUCCUUGCCGACCUCACUUACUACAAACCCGGAAAAAUCGACAUUCUCCUAGGAAUCGACUUAUACACGGAAAACGUACAGGAUGGUGUUAAAAAAUCUAAAAAUGGUCUGCUUGCACAAAACACUGAGUUAGGAUGGAUUCUCUCCGGUAGCACAUCAGCUGGUCCGCAACUCCAAAUAACCAGUAUGAUCGCCACCACUGCACCGCAAAUACAGAUAACAAAAUUCUGGGAAAUAGAAGAAGCGGAUACCUUCACAAACAACAACAGCCAGGAAAGCCCCUGCCAAGAAUUCUUCAAGAAAACUUACACAAGGUAUCAGGAUGGCACAUAUACUGUACGACUGCCAUUCAAGGAGAAGGAACAAUUGCUAGGACAAUCAAGAAAAACCGCCAUCGCUCGACUUUUGCAGAUAGAGAAGAAGUUCGAGAAGGACGAGAAAUUGGAAGCAAUGUACAAAGAAUUCAUGUGGGAAUAUAUCGAACUAAAACACUUGACUCCAGCAAAUCAGACGACCAGCACAAGAUACUACAUUCCGCAUCAAGCAGUAAUAAAAGAGGACAGAGAAACAACAAAACUGCGUGUCGUAUUCGACGCGAGCCAGAAAACCAGUACCGGAAUCAGUUUAAAUGAUAUAUUACACUCUGGUCCCCAGCUUCAACAAGACUUGAUUGAUAUAUUAUUGAGAUGGCGAAAAUACGAAAUCGCGUUGACUGCAGAUGUGGAAAAAAUGUACAGGCAGGUCAAACUACAUGAAGAUGAUCAAACAUUCCACUCUUUUUUAUGGAGGUUCAACAAAAAUGACCCAAUCCAGGAAUAUCAACCCAUGACAAUCACCUACGGAACCGCUCCCGCUGCCUACCUUGCUAUAAGGACCAUGCACCAAUUAGCCAUGGAUGAAUGCGACAAAUUCCCGAGAGCUGCGGAAAUGAUACUUGAAGCUUUCUACGUCGAUGAUUUUCUCUCCGGCGCCUACAAUAAAGAAGAGGCACAAAAAAUCAGACAAGAAGUUGAAACGCUACUUCUCAAGGGAGGAUUCAACAUUCUAAAAUGGAAAAGCAAUCUCACAUUAAAUGAUGAUACGUCCUUUCAAGAUUUCAACAGCAGAGAGGACAUAACCAAAAUUCUGGGAAUUAAAUGGUCACCACAAAAUGAAAUUGCUUCAAUAUUCGAUCCAUUAGGUCUCAUGGCUCCAAUUUAUAAUCCAGAGCAGCCCAUUGAACUACACGGAUUCUGUGAUGCAUCGCAAAGAGCCUAUGAAGCAGCAAUAUACACCAAAGCAGUCGUGAAGGACAAAACCCAGACAACAUUGCUAGUAGCCAAAACAAAAGUUGCACCUGUAAAAAACAAAUUCACUAUCCCGCAAUUGGAACUUUGUGCCGCAACAUUAUUGGCGAAACUGAUGAAACGAACAAUUACAGCCCUGAAGAUCGCCGACAUAAAUAUUUACACACGGUCAGACUCAAAAGUUGUGUAA